This is a messenger RNA of Rana temporaria (common frog), 1892 nucleotides long. It is a transcript of the gene FRRS1, whose product is annotated as ferric chelate reductase 1. The record is from RefSeq and is a predicted model, not a curated record. Lineage: Eukaryota; Metazoa; Chordata; Amphibia; Anura; Ranidae. Gene Ontology annotation, molecular function: oxidoreductase activity, acting on metal ions. The transcript has 16 exons. Bases 110 to 1882 code for a protein of 590 amino acids.
AGACACGCCUCCAGAGGUUUGGUGUCCUGGUUGCCGGUGAGUGAGUUAGUGACACCGCCUGUGUUGGUGGAAGUGGAAGUGUCCCCAGUGGAGACCCCGAUGUGAGAAGAUGACUCCAGUGGCUGCUGUCCUUGUCCUUUGGAUUGUGACAUACAUUACUACACCGGUGGACAGCUACCCUGAUGGAAAAGUAACACGAGUCUGCGACUCAAUGAUCCCUCAGCAUCGUCAUGAUCCACAAUCAGGGGCCAUCCAUAAUAUAACCGUGGAUAAAACCACAUUUAAACCUGGAGAUCAGAUUAAAGUCACGUUAUCGGGUUCACGGUUUGAUGGAUUCUUUAUCCAAGCGAGGGAUGCCAGUCAUUUGGAAGGCAGUGCAGUAGGUUCCUUCUCCUUAAUUGAUGAUAUGAUCUCCCAGCUUCUUACUUGUGGCAGCGUACAGGAUUCUGCAGUCAGUCAGACAAACAAGAGGAGGAAGACUAUGGUGGAAGUGUAUUGGAUUGCCCCCAGCAAUGCUCCACAGCAUGUCCAAUUCCUAGUCACCGUUGUUGAAAAAUACUCCAUUUACUGGGUGAAAAUUCCAGGACCAAUUGUUUCUCAAACUACUCCUCCACCUGUCAUACAGAUUUCAACUACUACUGCAUUACCAAUACCAACCAAGUCGGCUCUAACACAGCGGUUCAGCGCAUCUGAAUGUGGCCGCAGUAGAUUCUGCGUAAGGAAUCCAACUUCUUGUGACCCUGAGCGGGAUGUAGAGUGCUUUUUCUUGUCCUUCCAGAAGAAAGCCAACUCCAUGCAGAUUGAAUUGAGCGGACCAGCGAAAGGUUAUGUGUCGUUUGCCUUGUCACAUGAUCAGUGGAUGGGUGAUGAUGACUACUACUUGUGUGUGAUAGAUGGCCAGAUGGUUGAUGUAAACCCAGCAUACACUACAGGACGGACGCACCCAGAAACAGCAUCUCCGGGUGUUCUGCAGGACGUUGCAUGGCGUGUGGCAGACGGAGUCCUUCAAUGUUCUUUCCGCAGGGCCAUCCGGAUCCCAUCAUCUUUAGAGAGAUUUCCUUUAAAUGGCAGUUACUACAUAUUCUUAGCUGACGGAGAUGCAGAGAAUGGACUGAUCAGAAGACAUCAUAGACAACCCCUAAUAACCAACAAAAUGUUUAAUAUUAGCGGAACUCCCGAGGAUGUUGGAGGAUCACGAUCUCCGAUACUCAUAAAAUUUCAUGGUGCUAUGAUGUUCCUGGCCUGGAUGACCACGGUUAGCAUUGGUGUUCUUGUUGCCCGCUUCUUCAAACCUAUCUGGCCAACAUCGACAGUGUUUGGAGUAAAAAUAUGGUUCCAGGUGCAUCGUGUUCUUAUGGUGACCACAGUGAUGCUAACAGCUGUGGCUUUUGUACUUCCUUUCUUAUACCGUCGUAAAUGGAGUAAUCGGGCAGGUUAUCAUCCGUAUUUGGGCUGUGUUGUUAUGGCUUUGGCAGUUCUUCAGCCUGUGAUGGCAAUCUUCAGACCUCCGCCUCACAGUCCCAGGAGGUCAAUUUUCAAUUGGACGCACUGGGGAGGUGGCACAGCUGCCAGAAUUAUAGCAGUGGCUGCAAUCUUCCUGGGUAUGGACUUGCAAGCUCUGGACCUCCCAGAUCCUUGGGACACCUACACGAUGGUUGGCUUUGUACUAUGGCAUGUCUGUAUAGACAUCUUGCUGGAGCUGCACAGUUUCUGUCUCCUGCGCAGUGAAUCAGGAAAAACAGAUGAUGAUCAGGCUUGGAUACUAAAUCCUUCCUUUACUGGGGAAGAGGGACACACCUUUAAGAAGAUUGUGCUGACAAUAUACAUCUGUGGAAACGUUGCCUUUUUGAUAACAUUCCUGGCUGCAAUCUACCAACUUUGACCACACUCAG